Messenger RNA from Fusarium poae, 705 nucleotides. RefSeq lists its product as uncharacterized. NCBI's taxonomy places the organism in Eukaryota, Fungi, Ascomycota, Sordariomycetes, Hypocreales, Nectriaceae. The transcript has a single exon. The record is from RefSeq and is a predicted model, not a curated record. Bases 1 to 705 code for a protein of 234 amino acids.
AUGAGUCUCCUGACCACUCCUAUCCUCAUAGAAGCUUAUCGCAAUGCCGUUAGUCAUGAUAUUGAGUGGAAAGUAGAUGCCUUUUGGCAGUCCUACAUGAUCCAGCAAUUUCCUGCGGCUGAGCACUACGCGGUGUGGUGCCAAUCCGCACCCACUCCUGAUAGUAGGAAGAGAGUCGACAUCGCUGUCAAGCGACUUCGCGCCGGCACGAUACUUUCUACUCUGCUCCUGUGCGAAGUAAAGAGAUCUGGGUCAUCAAAGGUGAAAGAUGCUGAGAAACAAGUUGUUGAAUACGCACAAGAGUACCUGGAAGAUAGCGAGGAGAGGUUCGUCUACUGCAUGACAGCUUGGGGAAUUAAAGCGCGUUGUUGGAUUUACUACAAGGACACUCAAGUUCUGACACCUAUGUUUGGCGAAAAAGAUAUGGGCUCUAAAGCAUCGUAUGUGGACGCUAACGAAAGGAGGGCUGAACUUAUCUCUGCAUCCAUUGCCUACAUGAAGGAAGAAACAACUACCUGGCCGGGAGAGUUAGAAUCUCACCAAAGCACUCAAUCCGGCGAAGGUACUGCUGCGGAUUCUUCGACCAGUACACAACCUGGUUAUGCGCAAGCUUCUGACUCAGGCUACUCAGAGUGGGAAUUAGACACGGAACAACAACGGUAUAGACGCUACAACUUCUCGGCUCAGGAAUGGGAGUGGUACUAA